Molecule: messenger RNA, 1371 nt
Organism: Papilio machaon (common yellow swallowtail)
Lineage: Eukaryota; Metazoa; Arthropoda; Insecta; Lepidoptera; Papilionidae
Exons: 2
Coding region: 40-1371 (443 amino acids)
Source: RefSeq, a predicted model, not a curated record
UUAUGUCUUUGUAACAAAGUAAUUUAUAACCAACAUAAAAUGUGUCUCAUUCAGUUGAUGCUGAUAUUUUGUUACCUAACAAACAGCCAUGCUGUCAUGUUUCAUUUAGAUGGCUUGCUCGAUUUAGGCAAAAAGUGGAACUAUGAAUUACAACUCACACAAGUAACUGAUGGAAAAUACAAAUUCUCGUUAGAAAGAAACUUGUCCCCUCAAACUUUAACUACGAAAAGUGAAAUACAAUAUAUCUUGCCUAACUUGUUAAAAAUAGGUAAUAUAAGAAAUGGUAUUGAGACAAACGAUUAUAUUCCAAAUAAUGAAGAAGGAGCGAAAAUAAACAUAUCUCUUCUUUUCGAAAAUAAGGAAAUUGGUACAGCAAAGAAGAAAAAAAAUAACAAACCAUCGUCCCAUUUAAGACAACGAGCAGAAAUUAUAUCUCCACGUAAAAUUAAAGAUGAUGAAUCAAUCCAACGAUACAUUCUUCAUUUGUACAAUCAAGCUCUAAUAAUUCUAGAAAAUAUUCAGGGAAGAUUUGAGAACAAAAUAAAUAAACAUAAGUUUCAUAGAAUAAAGCAACUUUAUAAGAAAAAACUCGAAGAGCAUGUGAAUAAAUUAAGUAAUCAAACACUUAGAACUAAAUUAGGAACUCAAAAAGCUAUUUUGAAUACUUUGAGCGUGUCAAAUAGAAUUAUAACGAAAAUAUUUGACCAUAUGAACAUGUUCAUCAAAGGUUCUCUAAGAAAUUCAAAUUCAACUAUCGAUUCAAUGCAAAAAGUACUAGAAAAGGAACUUAAUACAGAAUUCGUUCAUCUUUGUAAGCAAUAUAAUAUAUGUAGAACUCGCAGAACUUUUAGUGAUUUAUUAACACAAAUGUUGACAAUGAUAUUAAAAACGAACGAUCGAAAAGUAAAACAGGCUUCCGAUGCUUUAACCGAAGUAUUGAAAGAUGCAGUUUUUGUGAAAAUAAUGGAUUGGGAAUCACAUAAAAAAUUUAAAAUUCUUAUACGCAAAUUGGAGUACAAAAACGAAGAAGAGACGAGAAUUGUUUUUUUGAUACUAAAAAAUGUAAUAGCAAAUAGAAAUCAACCGAUAAAAAUUUAUGGCGCUGAAAAUAUGAAAUUAGUCAAUAAGACUGUUGUUCUACAGGCUAUUUUAAACGAGUUCGAUAAAGUAAUUUUUGGCGAUCAUAAUAAUACAAAACAGUGGGAUAAUUUAUUACAAAAGUUGGAAGAAUGGACAAAUGCUAGUGAAUACAGAAAUAUCAUAACGAAGAUUUGGUCUGAAUUAAUUUCGAUUAUAGAAAAAGGAGCAGAAAAAAUGACAGAAGAGGUGGCACAGACAGUAAGGGAGAAUAUACGUUUUGUUUUAGAUUAA